Mugil cephalus (flathead mullet) is the source of this 4108-nucleotide messenger RNA. RefSeq names its product cell division cycle 37-like 1 (gene cdc37l1). NCBI's taxonomy places the organism in Eukaryota, Metazoa, Chordata, Actinopteri, Mugiliformes, Mugilidae. The transcript has 7 exons. Gene Ontology annotation, biological process: protein stabilization; protein folding. Gene Ontology annotation, molecular function: protein-folding chaperone binding; heat shock protein binding. The record is from RefSeq and is a predicted model, not a curated record. Gene Ontology annotation, cellular component: cytoplasm. The coding region runs from base 263 to 1288 and encodes 341 amino acids.
GCCUUGCGCGUCACGUCUUAAAAGCACGCAGCCAGGCAGAGUGUAGUUGUUGUCAUUUGUAAACAACGUUGUGAGCUAUAGGUGCAGCUGUCCCCUCCUGGCACCGUACACCCCCACCCCCGUACUGCUCGGUGGGCUUUUCAGACUUUAGACAGUAUAGUAAUACACAGCUCUGGCGGAGUGCUGCACAUACACAGAGAGAGCGACACUCUUUCUGGCUCCUCACAACACGGCUAGCUUCAGCUAGUGGCACUUAGCAGUCAUGGAGUGGCUGGGCAACGGAGCUUCACUUCACCCCGAGGAAGAGUCCACUAGAGACCCGGCUUCAGAGGCCAGGGGCUUCACCGGUGUUUAUCCUCAAAGACAGCCCCCUCCACCGCCCCUCUGUGACUGUCCCAUGGCGUCACUGUGCCAGAGCCAGCAGCGCUGCGUGAAGGCCUCCAUCGUGUCCAGCUGGAGACUAGCCGAGGCGCAGGACCAGCUGUGUUCGUUAGGGGUCCACAGCUCCGAGUCGCUGGAGCAGGAGCGCGCUCGGACUCGGGUCUGCCCCACGGAGCUCACGCACACCGAGGAGGAGUGGCGUCGGAAGGAGAGCAUGCUAGGAGGUCAGGGACCCAGCCGCAGUCCGGUGCUUGGAGCCGUCGGGAGUUGGGACGUUUUUGAUAAAAGUAUCAUCAAUGUCGACAAUCAGUCUGUAGAAACUGAUCAGGACAAGUGUGAAACGUUCCUCCAAAAGUAUGAACAAGAGCUCAGGCAUUUUGGUAUGUUGCGGAGAUGGGACGACAGUCAGCGAUUCCUUGCUGACAUGCCUCAUCUCAUCUGCCAGGAAACGGCGAACUACUUAAUUCUGUGGUGCACGAGACUACAGCAGGAAGGGAAAGAAGCUCUCAUGGAGCAGGUGGCACACCAAGCUGUAGUUAUGCAGUUCAUCCUGGAGAUGGCGUCCAACUCUCAACAGGAUCCUCGUGGCUGCUUCAGAGAGUUCUUCCACAAAGCCAAAGAAGGACAGGACGUCUACUUAGAGGUCUUCCAUACAGAACUUGAGGCCUUCAAACAGAGAGUUAAAGAGUACACACUCAAAUGUAGGGCUGACACAUCCAACAUGGAACAGCAGAAUACUGGCACAAACUGCAGACUCGACCCCAAAGAAGCACUAGACUCUUUACCACCAGUGGCAGAGUAUCCUGUGAAGCGGUGUUUAGAUGCAGGACUUUGGACAAGCACGGGGUGGUGGACAAAAGAGGACACUACAGAAACAGACGACAUGCGUAUGAUGGAGACCUCCUAGGGGACGCCCGAGUGGCCCCCUGCUUUUCUUCCAUCUCCAUCGUCUCAUUUAGGAACUAUUUUUAAGAAGCAGACCAGGCUUGAAAAACACGAAUGCAGAUCAGGAACAAACAGGACGGUCGAUGGAGAGCCUGCAAGAUACAACAUUGUGCUAAUGACGAACGUUUCUCAAUGCUGCUGUUGGUAUGAUACUGUGGUUGGCCUCUGGCAAGUUGGCUUCCUGCUUGACUACUGCGAGCUAAAUGCAUGUGUUGUGCCAUAAUCAUUGUUUCACAGAUGCGAGUUUAUUCCAGGCUAGCGCACUGAAUCCAGACAACACAAAGAAUACUAAACCCCUAAAGUCUCUGGACAUAAAUCAGAUGGGCACCGAAUCCAGUGUCUGAAGCCGGGGGAUUGUCAGAAAAAUCAUGACAGGAGACGAGCACAACCGAGACAGAUCAAUGUCUUCGUAUCCUGUGUGAUACUAUACGUUUUAGUCGAUGUGUACAGUACUGCAGUCUGUAUUGCGAAGUCAGUUGUGAUUCUGUUUGAUUUGCAGGUGCAGAAUACAGGAACUACUGCAAAGCGAAGGCGGUUGUUUUGUAGGUGGAUUAUUUAAUUUUAAUAAUUGUUAAAGAAACAAAACAUGUCAGUGAUUCAGAAUUUCCAAAAAGGUGUGGAAUAGAAUCAAAUGGGGACAAAUGUCUUUGACAAAUGUCUUGACUCGUAACGCUUCCAUUUAUGCGACGUAUAGUAACGGUCGAGGAGCAGGCUGCACCUGUUGAUCUCAACACGUAGAAGAAGAACGCUGCGUUUGCAGUUGUCUGGAUUCAUGUAUCUAGACGUCAGUUUAACAGAACAGAUGGAAAGUCGGACAUUUUUUUUUAGGUUGCAUGCAGGUCGGAUUUUACGUGUGAAGGAGUUGCACGUAGCCCCACGGGUCUCUCAGGUUAACGAUAGGAGAGGAUAAAUAAUGCAAUAUGUGGAGGUGGUUGUGGGCUACCUGAUGACGAACAAUUAACCACAGAUGUUUAAAAGAUGGUCGCUUUUGGUGCAAGUUUUAAACUUUUGCCUGGCUGACUCUUCAUUUACCCACCAACCAGAGGGCUCCUACUGUUUGUUGCUGUUGCUAAGUUACGCAAACAACAUCCUUGUGGGAGCCUGUUGCCACGGGAAAACCCUGAAAACUCGUAAAUAGUUUUUCUUAAAAAAGCAAAAAAUGUGCAGUAGAUGAAAUACUUACACAUAAAAACUGAAAUCUGGUGAAACGGUUACUAACCUUAGCUGUCGCACCUCCACCCCAACUAUUAUUAGGGGUUUACAGUGUUUUUUUUUUUAUGUGAAUGGACCCCACAUUGAUAUUGUUUGCCUGGCCUAGCAACAGUAACCAGGAAGUAGAGACUUGACUAAGAGUAGGAGCCCUCUGAUUUUUUUUGGCCAAUCAGAAGGCCUACUUCUUGCCCUGCUAGAACGGCUGGAGGUUUAAGAUUAAAUUAAACAGAGAGGGUAUCUGGCGCUCGUCUAGAAUGAUUAGCAACGUGGCCUUACAGCUUCAGCUCUGAACAGAAGGAGGCUGGUAAAAGCACAAAUAGCGGGAGCAUCUCACUAAAAGGCAUUGAAUUUGGAUUUUGUGUAACCACUUUCACGAAAAGUAUCCCUCCGUGUUGUCUGUGCCGUCAUUGGAAUCUAAACUGUCAAGCCAACAAUAACGCCGCAUAGCUAGAAAAUAAAUUACUGUCCGCAUACACCGCAGAAUAUAUACAGUGAGUUCACGAAAGUUAUCGUUGUGCACAAGAGCUUUGAUACGUAUGUUUACAUUUCUGCGUAGAUAUUACUCAGAACCUGAAAGUCCUGAAAGUAGGCUAAAAGAACGCAAACAAAUGAAACAGGAAUAUUAUGUCUUGGUAUUUGUUUAUCUGGGAAAAUGAGCCAAUAUUGCAUAUCUGUGAGGUUCAAAAUGAAAUGCACCUUCAGGGUUGCAAGUUAUCUUCAAGGCCAUAUUUUGUUGGGAAGUGUUUACAAAUGAUGCCGUGAGAAGGGUUCACCGAAUUCACCUCACAGAUAUGUUAGAAAUACGAAUAAACAAACACACAUUCCUGUUUCAUUUGUAAGUCAGAGAUGAAUAACAGCGUGUUUAUGUGAGAGAAGGAAUUCAGCUUUUGAAGCAAAUGUUUCUUUUACAAAAGGCUAAACCAGCUCAGCUUUAGUGUAACGAGGGUUCACUGUCAGCCAAAUGUUGCUCCCGCAGGAACCUGUUUUCCUCACCCGUUCACAUUGCCAGCGUCUUUGCUUUUAACAACCCGAUCUUUAUCCGGCACCUGAAACAAAGUCGCAACCGCCAGUCUCCUCAUGUUAAUGCUCUGCGCACUCUGCUGUCAGUGGUGUGUCGGUGAAACCUUUUGACUCUGGGAUGCUUUAAAAAGCACCAGAGAAGGAGGAAAGAAAGAAAAAAAAAAGGGCUGAGCUCGAGAGGCUGCCGGUGUGCAGAAAGGAGCUCUCUGCAUCCGAAUGUGUCCCACACUUUAUAUUUCACGCCUCAAAACAAAAACGGAGAGAGAUCAAAAUAAGAGUUUUUCCAAGUACUUGACUCAUUCAUCCUCGUUAUUGUUUGUUGUGCUGCAUCUAAAUUUCUGAGCAUUUUUAUUUUGCAAGCUACAUGAGCUUGUUAAUCGUGUGACAUUUUUUUUGUUUCGUAUGUUUGUGUCGGCUGCUGAACUUAUUCUUUUUCAACAAGGACAACAACAACAAAAAAAAAUAGGUGUCUGCAAAAAUCCAUUCACUGACAUUAGUUCAUUUUUACGUUUCUUUAAUAAUACGAUUAAAAGCAGUGACUUAAAGUUGA